Tricharina praecox is the source of this 1647-nucleotide messenger RNA. RefSeq lists its product as uncharacterized. The transcript has a single exon. The record is from RefSeq and is a predicted model, not a curated record. NCBI's taxonomy places the organism in Eukaryota, Fungi, Ascomycota, Pezizomycetes, Pezizales, Pyronemataceae. Bases 211 to 1284 code for a protein of 357 amino acids.
GGACGAGUGGAAAUACCGCCAGGGUAAGCAAGGCAUCAUCUACCCACCACCUUCACCAUGGUCAAUCGAGCGAGGAAGAAGCAAUGAUGCAAUCGCGGGAGGCGGUUACUAUCCGAAAAAUAUCCUAGACAACGAAAGGCUGAUCAUUCGUCGGUUUGGUACAAUGUAGCGUUUGAUAGGGUAGAAGCGAUAUCCGGCCGAAGCUCGAAUAUGCAGAGGCAUAUCCGGACGUGCGACUACAUUCCCUCUGAGGACCGGGUACGCAUCAUGGAGAACUUUGAAGCCUCGCAGGUGGCUUCGCGUUCUUCAAAGGAUCUCGAGGACCCGCGAGGCAACGAUGACUACUCGAGAUUUGGACAUGGACAUCAUGGCGGCAACGGGAUCGAUCCUGGACCGGCAAUGUGGUCGCCGCACACUCACCACGUCGUGCCGCACCAUCACCAAUACGGCGGCCAUCAGACGGCUUCAUCGCUUUCUGGUAGGUCCAGAGCAACUUCGCAGUCCGAUGAUGACACCACUUCCUCUUCAUCAGUUCCCUCGCCGGAUCUUGGGCGGCGAGAGCUGGCACGGCUGGUUUCAUCGCCCCCCAGGCCAUCACCAAAGCUUUUAAUCCGAGAUCUCUUGAACGACGAGUCGGCACCACCGUCAUAUCUGUACAGAGGGUCCAGUAGCGCGGCGGCGGCGGCGGUGGCAAUGGCGGCAGCGGAGAAAAGCAAACAUUCACGGACAUCACCGGGUAGCGGCACCACUGCGCCCAAACACCACAACUCGGCCCACUCUUCGGAACUACUGCUAGCUACAGAGCAUGGAUUAGUGGCGCAACUCGAUUACGCAAUAGACGAGAUGCAGGGCGUUCGGAUGCGUUUGGAGGACCGAUCGGGUCCUCACGGUGGCGGGCAAUUCCCCGUUUCGCGGGAGGAGAGUGCGGCAACGAUCGAAUGGUUGUCGAAGCGGAUGGAGGAGCUUCGGCGAGAGAACGAGGCGUUGAAGCACCGGGUUUCGACGACGGAGAACGACAACGGUGAGCUCAAGGCCAAACUGGAGAAGAUCGGCGAGAAGUUCCGUUUGCUCGAGUCCGAUAGCAGGAGGAUGUCGGCUGGAUGUGUUAGUGGCGGGCUCGGUGGGCGUCCCACGACUGGCAGUCCCUUCGAUAUGCACCACCACAUGGUGACGCCAAGAGCCACAUCUGCGCCCGUUGUGACGGCGUCCGAGUCAGAAACGCUCAGAAAACGACAGUACGGUGAGAGAAGAUCAGCAUCGGGGUUUGUCCCGAUCAGCAAAUAGAGGAUCUUUUUUCAAGGUGUGGGAACAUGGGAAUCUCCGGACAGUUGCGAUGGGCUGUUCGCUUGUUUGGCUUCAUGCAUGCAUGGCAGGUUUUUGGGCUGAAAGAUACUUUUGUCUUUCGACUUUCUGUCAUUGGCUGGUGAUAUAGCGGAUUAAUCUUGUAACUUAAUGUGUGUGUUUUUCUUUGGCAUGGGGCGUUGGGCGUUCUUUGGUUUUUCUUACUCUGUUUUUCUUUUUUUUUUGCGAUGUUCUCAAUGCCGAUUUCGCCCUUUUCCAUCACCGACAAUUAGCAUCAACAUAAGCUUUGUCAUCUUUCAUAUAUAUCAAUUUAGGAUGGGGAUGAGCAACGAACGAAUCUUCCAG